Haemorhous mexicanus (house finch) is the source of this 5863-nucleotide messenger RNA. It is a transcript of the gene DENND5A, whose product is annotated as DENN domain containing 5A. The transcript has 24 exons. The record is from RefSeq and is a predicted model, not a curated record. Gene Ontology annotation, molecular function: guanyl-nucleotide exchange factor activity; small GTPase binding. Lineage: Eukaryota; Metazoa; Chordata; Aves; Passeriformes; Fringillidae. Bases 51 to 4022 code for a protein of 1323 amino acids.
GCCGCCCGGCCCCGCUCCCGCUGAGCCCCGCGCGCCCCUCGCCCUGCAGCAUGAGCGGCGGCGGCGGCGGCUCCUCCUCGGCACCCGGCCGCUUCGCCGACUACUUCGUCAUCUGCGGGCUGGACACCGAGACGGGGCUGGAGCCGGACGAGCUCUCCGCUUUAUGCCAGUAUAUACAGGCCUCUAAAACCCGAGAUGGUGGCAGCCGUUUCAUUUCAAGUGCAACAGAAGGGGAAAACUUUGAACAGACUCCGUUAAGACGCACAUUUAAAUCCAAAGUUCUUGCUCGCUAUCCUGAGAAUGUUGAAUGGAAUCCUUUUGACCAGGAUGCAGUGGGAAUGCUGUGUAUGCCUAAAGGGCUUGCUUUCAAGACACAAGCAGAUUGCAGAGAACCGCAGUUCCACUCGUUCAUUAUCACUCGUGAAGAUGGCUCGCGGACAUUUGGAUUUUCUCUCACGUUCUUUGAGGAGGUCACUAGCAAACAGAUCUGCAGUGCAAUGCAGACCCUGUAUCACAUGCACAAUGCUGAAUAUGACAUUCUUCACACCCCUCCCAGCAAUGACAAGGAGAGCUGCAGCAGCACUGGGGACUGCAAUGGCACCUCUGUCUCAAAGCUACAGCGGUUUAACUCCUAUGACAUCAGCAGAGACACUCUCUAUGUCUCAAAGUGCAUUUGUCUGAUUACUCCAAUGUCUUUCAUGAAAGCUUGUAAGAAAGUUCUGGAACAGCUUCACCAAGCAGUGACUUCACCUCAGCCACCGCCGCUACCUUUAGAAAGCUACAUCUACAAUAUUCUCUAUGAGGUUCCCCUCCCUCCAGCAGGAAGGUCAUUGAAAUUUUCAGGUGUUUAUGGACCAAUUAUCUGCCAGAGGCCAAGCACCAAUGAACUACCAUUGUUUGAUUUUCCUGUUAAAGAAGUUUUUGAAUUGCUUGGAGUAGAAAAUGUGGUUCAGCUCUUUACCUGUGCCCUUUUGGAGUUUCAGAUACUGCUUUAUUCACAGCAUUAUCAGAGGCUGAUGACAGUGGCAGAGACCAUCACAGCACUAAUGUUUCCAUUUCAGUGGCAGCACGUGUAUGUUCCUAUCCUUCCAGCAUCCCUCCUUCAUUUUCUAGAUGCUCCUGUCCCUUACCUCAUGGGCUUGCACUCUAAUGGACUGGAUGAUAGGUCUAAGCUGGAACUUCCUCAAGAGGCUAACCUGUGCUUUGUGGAUGUAGACAACCAUUUCAUUGAGCUGCCAGAAGAUCUACCCCAGUUUCCAAAUAAACUUGAGUUCAUUCAGGAAAUUUCAGAGAUACUGAUGGCUUUUGGAAUUCCACCUGAGGGAAACCUGCACUGCAGUGAAAGUGCCUCCAAGAUGAAGAGCCUCAGAGCAUGUGACCUGGUUUCUGAUAAAAGAAAUGGGAACAUAGCAGGAUCACCUCUGAAUUCCUAUGAGCUGCUAAAGGAAAAUGAGACGAUUGCAAGACUCCAAGCACUUGUUAAAAGAACAGGUGUGAGUCUGGAAAAGCUGGAGGUACGAGAAGAGACCAGUAGCAAAAAGGAUCUUAAAAUUCAGUGUGAUGAAGAAGAAUUCAAGAUUUACCAGCUGAACAUUCAGAUUCGGGAAGUUUUUGCCAACCGCUUCACACAAAUGUUUGCAGAUUAUGAAGUGUUUGUCAUUCAGCCCAGUCAGGACAAGGAAUCCUGGUUUACAAACAGAGAACAGAUGCAAAACUUUGAUAAAGCUUCUUUCUUGUCUGACCAGCCUGAACCUUACUUGCCUUUCCUCUCGAGAUUCCUGGAGACCCAGAUGUUUGCAUCCUUCAUUGACAAUAAGAUUAUGUGCCAUGAUGAAGAUGACAAAGACCCUGUUUUGAGAGUGUUUGAUUCUAGGGUGGAUAAAAUCAGGCUGCUGAACGUCAGGACACCGACUCUGCGCACAUCUAUGUAUCAGAAGUGCACAACCAUUGAUGAGGCUGAGAAGUCUAUUGAAUUAAGGCUGGCAAAAAUAGAUCACACUGCAGUUCACCCACACUUGCUGGACAUGAAAAUUGGACAAGGGAAAUAUGAGCUUGGAUUUUUUCCUAAGCUUCAGUCUGAUGUUUUAUCCACUGGCCCAGCAAGCAACAAGUGGACAAAGAGGAAUGCUCCUGCUCAGUGGAGGCGCAAGGACAGGCAGAAGCAGCACACGGAGCACCUGCGUCUGGACAACGACCAGAGAGAGAAAUACAUCCAAGAAGCCAGGAACCUGGGCAGCACCAUCCGGCAGCCCAAGCUCUCUAACCUCUCUCCAUCAGUAAUUGCACAAACAAACUGGAAGUUUGUAGAAGGCUUGUUGAAGGAAUGCAGAAAUAAGACUAAGAGGAUGUUGGUUGAGAAAAUGGGUCGAGAAGCUGUGGAGCUUGGUCAUGGUGAAGUGAAUAUCACAGGAGUGGAAGAGAACACCCUGAUUGCCAGUCUGUGUGACCUCUUGGAAAGAAUAUGGAGCCACGGUCUGCAAGUCAAACAGGAUAGAAGCUGUACUGCUUUCGUCUUAGAAGACAGAGCAUCAGUUUACUGUGCUUCAACCCAGGUUUGGGCCUUUCAGAGCACCAGACGGCCAACCCUUCAUAAGGGAAAGUCUGCUCUGUGGUCUCAUCUGUUACAUUACCUAGAGAACAGACAAAGAAGAACCACAUCAGGCAGCUUCAGUACCUCAGGAAUACUUCUUGAUUCAGAAAGACGGAAGUCUGAUGCAAGUCCAGCCAUGUCACCUCUCAGAAUCUCUCUCAUCCAGGAUAUGAGGCAUAUCCAGAACAUAAGUGAGAUCAAAACAGAUGUUGGCAAGGCCAGAGCCUGGGUUCGCCUCUCUAUGGAGAAGAAGUUGCUCUCUAGGCAUCUGAAACAGUUGCUCUCAGAUCAUGAACUCACAAAAAAACUCUACAAGCGUUACGCGUUCCUGCGCUGCGAUGAUGAGAAGGAGCAGUUCCUGUAUCAUCUCCUGUCAUUCAAUGCUGUGGAUUACUUUUGCUUUACCAAUGUUUUCACAACAAUCUUGAUACCAUACCAUAUCUUGAUUGUUCCCAGCAAGAAACUCGGUGGCUCAAUGUUCACAGCCAAUCCUUGGAUCUGUAUUUCGGGAGAGCUGGGUGAAACAGGAGUCCUGCAGAUUCCCAGGAACAUAUUAGAAAUGACUUUUGAGUGCCAGAACCUGGGAAAGCUGACCACAGUGCAAAUAGGACAUGAUAAUUCAGGGCUGUAUGCCAAGUGGCUUGUGGAAUAUGUUAUGGUCAGAAAUGAAAUAACAGGGCAUACUUACAAGUUUCCCUGUGGAAGGUGGCUUGGGAAGGGGAUGGAUGAUGGCAGCUUGGAGAGGAUCCUGGUGGGAGAGCUGCUGACUUCGCACACGGAGGCUGAUGAGCGGCAGUGCCGGACCCCUCCCCUGCAGCAGUCUCCAAGCAUGAUCAGGAGAUUUGUCACCAUCUCACCAAACAAUAAGCCAAAGUUAAAUACUGGUCAGAUACAAGAAGCAAUUGGUGAAGCUGUUAAUGGUAUUGUCAAGCAUUUCCACAAGCCAGAGAAGGAGAGAGGCAGCCUGACCCUGCUGCUGUGUGGAGAAAGUGGACUUGUUUCAGCUCUGGAGCAAGUGUUCCAGCACGGAUUUAAAUCACCGAGACUCUUCAAGAAUGUCUUCAUUUGGGACUUCUUAGAAAAAGCACAAACAUACUAUGAGACCCUUGAGCAGAGUGAGAUGGUCCCAGAAGAGAACUGGCAGACGAGAGCCAGGAAUUUCUGUCGCUUUAUCACUGCUAUCAACAACACCCCUAGGAACAUUGGGAAGGAUGGCAAGUUUCAGAUGCUGGUGUGUCUUGGAGCCAGAGACCACCUCUUGCACCACUGGAUCGCCCUGCUUGCAGACUGCCCCAUUACAGCCCAGAUGUACGAGGACAUAGCCCUGAUUAAGGAUCACACGCUGGUGAAUUCUUUGAUUCGGGUGCUGCAGACCUUGCAGGAGUUCAACAUCACCCUGGAGGCAUCUCUUGUCAAAGGAAUCGACAUCUGACCUCCUGUGCCACAGGAAAAACUGUCUUUACAAACACAACAAAAAGCAACAAGGAGUGAAUCUCGUUAGUAUGCAAAAGUUCUGUCUUGCCAGUACAUUGUAUCGUGAACUUGUUCAUGGCCCAGAAAUGCAACUUUGACUUUUCUUGAAGGAAACUCCAGAAAUAGUACAGGCAAAUGGAUAGAAGCUGUAAACUCAAUGUAAAAAAGAGGAUUUUGGUAUAAAUCUAUUUUAGAGUUUAUUUGCUGAUUUGCUUUUUACACACUUUCAUGUGAAAGAGAUAGAGAUGAGUAUUGUGCAGCUUAUUUUAAAGCUGCAGUAUUUCCUUGCCAUAGAAAAUGUGCAGUGAGCCUUUCAGCAUUCUGUGAACUUGCCUUCAGAUAUGCUGUAUGUCAUAGACCCCAGUGUAUACACUCCAUUUCUGCUGAGAAGGUCAUUCUAUAGUUUUUAAACUAAUAUUUUAUAUAUUAACAUUAUUACCAAUGUUUGAUUUUUAAGGUGUUGGGUCAUGUUCUGCUGCAAGGGAACUACAGAUCUGAUCUGUGCUUUUAAUAGCUCCAAAGCACUGAUUUGUCAACAAUUAUUUUUUUUCCUUUAUUUUUUGUUGUCAGUAUUAUUUUUAGUGAAAUCCAGGAGACUGAACCGGGAAAUGUCCAGAGAUCAAAGUAAUAUUUUUCAUAUUGGUACGUAAUUGCACAGAAGAAGAAAUUAAGUCUGUUUUUUAACUGAUGUUUUUUAUUUAUUUAACCUAUCAUUGUGUUUUGUAAGUUUGUCUUAAAAAAAAAAAAACUCCUAUGAUACAGCUGGCUAUAUUAUGUUGCAAUUCAGAAUUUACAGUGUAGCCCACUUAAAUGAAAAACCUGGAAUAAUUGUUCAUAACACAAGAACAUUUCCACUUAAACCAGCCUUUUAAAGCUUGGUGUAUGGUUGCUGCUGGUAAUUCUCUUAACUGCUAAUAAAGAGGGACACGAGUUCCCCAGAUGCCAGAUGACUAAAUAAAAAUCUUUAUGCCCCAUCUGAAAUAAUAACAUUAUACCUUACUAACAAGUAUAAGGAUUUCUUAAUGUUUCUGAAAGGACAGUGGUAUUAAGGUUUUUUCUUUUCCUUUUGAGUGCCUAUGUCUUGGAUCCCAUUGUCACAGUCUGCUUCAUUUGGGAUGCUUUUGUUUUUAGCACAGAAAGUUAAGUCCAUUUCUGCUAUGAAACACAAACAUUUUGAAAGCUUAAUUUAUUGGAGAUCUGGAACUUGGCAAAUGCCUAGAGGCAUUUCUGUUCAUUUGAAUCCUCUGAUAAAAAUCUCUUUGAAAUGAAUAUGUGACUUAAGAACAGGCUGAUUUAUCAGCAUCACAAAUUACUGUACAGAAGUUGAGGGCUGUGUAUUUAAGAGGUCUCCACUGUAUAAACUUAUCUCAGUAUUGUCUCUCUUUGGAGAAGCAGAGUCCAACUUUUUUGGUUCAUAGAAUGUUGUAGCACUUUUUCUUUACCUACAGCUUAGUCACAUCUUGUGAUAGUUUUAUUUCCAUAAUUUAUGAGUAUAGCACAUGUAUUAAAUUUUGGACUAUUUUUACUUUUGUCCUAUUUAUUUCAUUAUUAAACUGAGAAAUUCCUUUGUCACUACUUAUCAGAGCAAGAUUCUUCUUUGAUUUCACAGUAGCAUUAGGAAGAUGUGAGGGCAGUGUCUCAGCCACUCCUCACGUGGGGUGGGUGCAAAUUCUUUCACAGCUCACAGGAGCAUUUCACAGGAGUAUUCUCUGUGUGUGCAGGGUUGGUUUUGUUGGUGUUAUUUUUAAUUUUUCUUCCUGCUUUGGAAGGGCAAGAAUAAAAAAAAACAGUUUUACUGCA